CGGGAGGAAUGUUUAGUGCAACACCCUACUCAGAGACGUCUUAAAGAAGGUUUUGUUUUCUUCGGCGAUCUACUAUCAAACGGAUGUGUAACCCUAAGAACUACAGUGAUACUCCAGCCACCUCCAAGAGCACAGUGGAGGAACUCCAUCGACCAAUCCCCUCGCUGUUCCGAGCCCUCACGGAGGGCGACGCCCCUAUCAACAUGAUGGUGGUGUCCUUCCCCGUUGCAGAGGAACUAUCUCACCAUGAGAACCUGGUCUCCUUCCUAGAGACGCUUGAUGACCAGCACCAGAACGUAUCGCUCCCCGGCAACAGCAUCCACGCCAGCUACAACACUCAAGAUAACAUGUGUACGGUGGUCUACUUUGACGACUGCGUAUCCAUCCGCCAGUGUAAACUAUACUGUGAGUCGAUGGGAGGGUCGAAGUACCGCUGGUUCCACAACGCCUGCUGUCAGUGCAUCGGCCCGGAGUGUCUGGACUACGGCAGCAAGGCUGUCAAAUGCAUGAACUGUCUGUUCUGAAGACUGGUGGUGGAUGGAUCUAUGGUGGUGGAGACUGGGCACCAAAUAUAUGGACCAAACCCAUGGGCGGCUCCAGGGAGGGGCUAGAUGAUGCUGAAGCCUCCUCAAAAUAGCGUAGCACCACCAAGCAAUAUUUUAUUAGUACAUGCACACCAUGUAUUACAGGCACCCCUUACACAACAACCAAGCUACCCCUUAGCUACCCCUUAGCUACCCCUUAGCUACCCCUAAGCUACCCCUAAGCUACCCCCAAGCAAAAGUUUCUGGUGCCACCGCUGACCAAACAUGAGAAGACUGACUGUCUGACUAGGUCCAAUAUUCAUUUUAACAUUAACAUUUUAGUCAUUUAGCAGACGCUCUUAUCCAGA
This is a messenger RNA of Coregonus clupeaformis (lake whitefish), 892 nucleotides long. RefSeq names its product twisted gastrulation protein homolog 1-A. NCBI's taxonomy places the organism in Eukaryota, Metazoa, Chordata, Actinopteri, Salmoniformes, Salmonidae. The record is from RefSeq and is a predicted model, not a curated record. The coding region runs from base 84 to 524 and encodes 146 amino acids. Gene Ontology annotation, biological process: regulation of BMP signaling pathway. The transcript is spliced from 3 exons.